Molecule: messenger RNA, 465 nt
Organism: Blepharisma stoltei
Lineage: Eukaryota; Ciliophora; Heterotrichea; Heterotrichida; Blepharismidae
Source: the annotation of a GenBank genome assembly
AUGCUUCACGAGCCAGAAAUCCUAAACGGUUGGAAAAAGGAAAAUUUUGGAAUUCAAAGGAAAAGCCAGACAAAGGCAAAAACAAUGCCUGGCUUAUUUCCCUCAAGAGGUGCACUAUUGAAUAAGAAUCUAAACAGAUUUGGUGAAAAUAGUGAUGAUUCUCCAAGUGUUGGGGUUGAAAGAAUAUCGUUUAUUGCUCAAAGCAGAGAAAGGCUGAUUGCUAGUGAGCCUCAAAUCAAGUGUGUGCCCUCGUUUUCUACGAAAUUCUUAAAAAAACUGCCUAGAAUGCAUGUGAGGGCAAGCACAUUAUGCAUGCCUCACCCUCAAGAGUUAAGCAAUACAAUUGAUGAAGCGCCACCUACAGAGCUUUCUGAGAUAGAUAUUAAAACCGAAAUUGAUUCGAUUUGCAAACCUCAUGAAACUCGCCCAAGAAAAUUAUCACCUUUUACUGCUAAAAUUAAGUAA